CAAUUUUUGCAUGGUAUGACGUAUUCAUUCAGAUGUAAACAAAUCCGUUACGAAAAAAAAACUGGCAAGCAGUGAAGUAACUAGCUAGCUAUCCACGCCGGAAAGUAAUGGGAAUAAAUUUAGCCUUUUCUGGUGCUGGUUUUCUUGGAAUUUACCAUGUUGGAACAGUUUCGUGCCUUAAAUUCUAUGGUAAAAAGUUGUUAGACAAGGUCGAUCUUUAUGGAGGUUCUUCAGCUGGUGCAUUGGCAGCAUGUAUGUUGCUUUGUGACAUGAAUCUAGAAGAAAGUGUACAAUUUGUCAUGAAUACUGCACACAAAGUACACCAUAACUUUCUGGGUCCAAUUAGCCCUUCCUUUGACCCAUCAGCAUCAAUAAGAAAAACAUUUAUGAAAUAUUUACCAGAAAAUGCUUAUAAAAUUGCAUCUGGUAAAUUGCAUGUGUCCUUGACCAGAGUUUCAGACUGGAAAAAUGAGAUUGUCUCAGAAUUUGCUAGUAAUAAAGAGCUGGUUGAUGCUGUGGUGUGCUCCUCGUUUAUACCAUUUUUUUCUGGAAUGACUCCCCCCAAAUACAAAGGCGUACAUUACAUUGAUGGAGGGUUCACUGAUAAUCUACCACAACACUUUGAAGGAACAACAAUAACAGUUUCUCCUUUCAGUGGUGAAAGUGAUAUAUGCCCUGAUGAUGGCCACAAGACCAACGCGCAAUUUGAUAUGAGAAACACAAGUGUUCAAGUGACAGCACAUAAUGUAUAUAGAAUGGCAAAAGCAUUAUUUCCUCCUAACAGUGAUGUUCUUGCACAAAUGUGUCGACAAGGUUUUAGAGACACGUUGAAAUACCUCCAUAUUCAUUAUCCUGAAUUAUUAAAUGUUGAUUUUACUAUAAUCAGUAUACCACGCUGCUGCGAUCUGGCAUCCAGUGGCUAUGGUACAGAUGAUGAUGAUACCAGUACAUGCUCAUGUGGAGACAACUCACAUGCCUCUAUGUUAAGUGAUUUAGAACAUUAUAUUGCAACUAAAAGUACUAUGCACAGUUUAGUAUUUCCUGAACAAAUGAAUACAAUUCUUCAGGAAGCAAAGUUAAUUCUUAUCCAAGAAGGUGAUUUAUGUUGGUACCUGGUUUGUACGUUAUUCAAGAUUGCAAAAUGGUUAAUAUCACCAUGUUACUAUAUUUUCAAACACAUACAGCUGUUUGCAGAUGAAAUAUUGCAUGAGUUAUUGCCCAAAGUAAAAGAACUAAGUUGUUACAGCCCUUACACUGAGAGGUUGUUAAAAAUUGCUUUGGAAAUCUUUGAUGCAUAUAAAGGAACCGCUACCUGUGAAUGGCAUCCAAGCUUAAAAAAAGAAAGACAUUCAGAUAUACAAAGAAGAAAUGAAAGAUUUAUAUCUGCGAAAAAAUCCAUGGUUGCUUUUCCGAAAUCUAACUUAUCUGUGGCAUUGGACCUACGCAGCCGUGAAGGACAUGAAGCCCCUCCUCCUUCGAGAAUCUCCUCCACGGUUCAAAUAAAUGAAGUUGAGUUACCUCUUGAUAUGGAUAUGUUUUCACAUCAUGCUGAUUUCCUGUCGAGUGACAAUAAUGCAGAAAAAGAUGCACGUGAUGAUGAUGGACUUGUAAUGAGAAUUGACAAAGAAGAAAUAGUAAUGAGUACAUGUAAACAACACACGGAAAAUGAUGACUAUGGUAGUGAGUUGAUGUUAGAUUUACCAGUAUACGAUAUGGAAUGUUGUCAGACACAAUUCUUACGGGAACAUCAAAAGCGGAAGUCGUGGGAGGAGUUCUUGAUAUUAUAAAGUUUCAAAUAUGGGUGUGAAAGUAAGGUUUGUACGGUUUACUCUACGUUUUUUAUAUUUAAUAGCGUUUAUUUAUAUUUCGUUGUAUAUUACACGCUAUUUCGUUACCUAAUAUUUGUUGGACAAACAUAACAUUUGUACUCCAGAGAGAGAAUUCAAGAUUUCAAGCAAUUAUGUUCGUAAUAAUACUUUUUAGAUAGUCAUUAUUAUAUCUAAAAGUGAUUUUUAUAUCUUAUUGUUGUUAUUGUUGUCAUGUUUAUUUAUGCAAAUGAUCCGAUAUAUUAUUAUGUAUUAUAUUAACUUUGAAAGUUUACACAGGUUGAGUAGUCUUUGACUAUACACAUGACCUAAAUUAUAAAUUUAUAUAUUAUAAAUAUUCUACGUUAUAUGUUACUGUUUGCAUCUUCUCACAAGUACUUUAUAUAAAGUACUUUAUAUUCAGAUAAUAUUGUGAGCUGAAAUUUUAGCCACGAAAUGUUUAGACGAAUGUAUUUUCUAAGGAAAAAAUCAAAUGCUAAACUUUGUGUGACUCCAUACACAGGCUUUCUGUAUUCUAUUCAAUUAUUAGCUCGUCGAUUUUCAAAGCUAUUCUUUUAACCAACUUUGCAACCAAAACAUAUGUUUAAUGGCUGAAAUAACACCGUCUUAACAUCCCGCAAAAAUGUUUAACGGAUAAAAAAAACGUGUCGUAGGAUUUAAAACGACUUUAUUGUUAUGUUAUUUUGUUAUGAGAAUUCCACAUGACAUCGAGUAAUAUUUACACGAUUUGCAUUAUGUUUGUCGCAUUUUCCACUCCAACAUUUGGAACAAAUUUUAACUAUCGAGUCAAAGAUUUUUCUAUGAGGCAAAUUUAAGCAGGUUCGUUUAUACGGCUUGCAUUCAGCAAAACCAGACAUACGGGAGUCAUCAAGGCAGUCUAUUUGUUCUUAGUUUUUUAUCGAGUGACUUGAAUCGAUUUUGAACGUAUUUUCUCUCUUUAUCAAGCAAAGUCAGCUUGGAGUUUACCUCAAUUUGUGAGCCCUACUGUUAAUAUACAUAAAGGAUUAGUUUUUUCACUUCAAACUUUUUUGAACACUAUCCAAACCUUCAAAACUCCACGUGCGAAUGGGAGUAGUUAAGAUACUUCGAUGUAUAUAUUAUAUAUCAUUUGUACAAAUCAAAUAUUGUGAAUAGAUAUUAUUUUUUAUGUUUAUAUAUACUGAAAUUAAGUUCAUAAACGAUCGUCAUAAAUUGUGCGAUUCUCUUUAUUUUGAUAGAAUUUCAUUUUUAAUUUGAAGCAGUGCCCUAGUUAUCAUCCAGUUGGCAUUGAAAAAAACGCUCUACAAAUAUUUGCGGUAAAUAUUUUUUUCUUAAUCUU
Messenger RNA from Hydractinia symbiolongicarpus, 3144 nucleotides. Its product is annotated as patatin-like phospholipase domain-containing protein 2. Gene Ontology annotation, cellular component: membrane; cytoplasm; lipid droplet. The record is from RefSeq and is a predicted model, not a curated record. The transcript is spliced from 9 exons. Lineage: Eukaryota; Metazoa; Cnidaria; Hydrozoa; Anthoathecata; Hydractiniidae. Gene Ontology annotation, molecular function: triacylglycerol lipase activity. The coding region runs from base 108 to 1787 and encodes 559 amino acids. Gene Ontology annotation, biological process: lipid homeostasis; triglyceride catabolic process.